UCAACCCUGGUGAAGGCCCAUGUGCUGAAACGCUUGAUAGAUUUCAUCUAAAAGUAUGUUUAAAAUGUUCCAGGGGGAAAAGGAACUUGAUUCCCCUCUCGCAUAUCUCUUCAAGUUCCUCAUUCCUGACUAAAUUUCUCACCUUAUGGUUUAGCAGACGUCACAAAGGUCUAUGUUCAUGGAGGUGUAAACGGGUAUAUAUAGAAGGAUGAGCUGAAGAAGCUGAGAGAGUCGGGAACCGGCACUCUUUGGUGAGACCUUUGCGUUGGUCCCAGCUCUGACAGAUUCUGUUUUCCAUUCCUCAUCACGUCCCUCUUCCAGAGCUCCAUCAUGAUCCUCCUCGCUCCAGUGCUGCUUCUGCUGGCUCUCUCUGGAUGUUCCAGUAAAGUCGUAAACAGUUUUAUCCAGACGUGUCCUGAUUUCUUUGCUAACCCAGGAGGAACUCUGUCUCCUCCAACUGUAUUUAGAGGAAAUAAUUACAAACAGAUCUGCCAAAUUCGAGGCAACACCUAUGGAUAUGCAACACUGUAUGACACAGCAAACAGGAUCCCCGUCUACUCAGCCUACAAGUUUGACGGUUUGAUGCAAUGUACAAGACUGAACAACUGGUACAUUGAACCUCAGCUUGAACAAAUAACUAAUAGCCCAAAGAUGGCGCCUGAAAGCAGCGUGACCAAGAUACAAAAUCAAGCUGUUAAUGAAGACUACGAUAAUUCGGGCUAUCAUAGAGGACACCUGGCUCCAGUCUACCACGCCACGUCGCAGAGCUGCUCUGAUGCCACCUUCACCCUCACCAACGCCGCUCCACAAGACAGCUCAUUCAACACAGGCCAGUGGAGGAAGACAGAGAAAGAUGUGGCUGAAACUCUGGGGGAGAAGUGUAAGGGAAAUUCGGCCUAUAUCGUCACCGGGGUGGUUCCUGGGCCUGAUAAACUAAAUAACAGAGUUCGUAUUCCCAGUCACUUCUGGAGCGCUUACUGCUGUCUAGACAACAAUCUGAAAGUGAAAGCUGCAAGAGGUUUCAUAGGAGAGAAUGAAAAUGACCCAGUGCAGGAAAUGUCAAUCAAGACACUGAAUAGAAAUCUGAGUGAUCUGUAUGGUAAAGUUUUCCGCGUAUUUGGUGGUAACUGUAAUUAAUCCGGCUCUGCUCCUUGAGGUUGGUUUCAACAUCCAAUUCAGUCUCACCAAAAAGAAAAGAAAGAACUCCAAAUCAUGUUGGAGAACAAUCUAUGCAUCAGAAAAUAAAAUAAAAAAAACCUCUCUCUUUCUCUCUUUACUUACCUAAAGAAAUCUGCGCUGUGUUGAUUCAUUUUUGCUUUUUGUACUUUUCAUGAAUCAAUUUCUGUCAACGAAUUUUCACAAAUCAC
This is a messenger RNA of Colossoma macropomum (tambaqui), 1367 nucleotides long. RefSeq names its product endonuclease domain-containing 1 protein-like. The coding region runs from base 331 to 1137 and encodes 268 amino acids. The transcript has 3 exons. NCBI's taxonomy places the organism in Eukaryota, Metazoa, Chordata, Actinopteri, Characiformes, Serrasalmidae. Gene Ontology annotation, molecular function: metal ion binding; nucleic acid binding; hydrolase activity. The record is from RefSeq and is a predicted model, not a curated record.